GACAAUUACAGAUACACACACUCAAAACUCAUGCCGAUGAUGCACUGUGGAACGUGUUCAUUUUAAUUUACUCUCACUUUAUAUUCCCCCCCUGUGAAGUAAUUUCGUAUGUAUCAGGGUGUCGUUUGGUUACAUUCAUAUUCGUUAAUAAUGCGAUAACUAUCAUAUCGGGUCAUAAACAGAAAGAACAACAUCUAAGGAGAUGGAACCAGCUGAGUCUUUGACAGAUGGAACAGACUCACAGACCAAAACAAAUGAUCUGAGUCAAAGGGUUUUGUCCGAGCAGGAGUUGGACAGGCUGAAAGAUGACAGAGUGUUGGUGUCAGAAUUUAAGCAACAAAAACUCGAGAAAGAAGCUCAGAAAAACUGGGACUUGUUUUAUAAACGGAACACUACAAACUUUUUUAAGGAUAGACAUUGGACAACGAGAGAAUUUGAAGAGCUCAAGGCUUGCAGAGAGUUUGAAGCCCAGAAGCUGGUGCUGCUGGAGGCUGGCUGUGGAGUUGGCAAUUGCAUCUUCCCUCUGCUGGAAGAGGACCGCAGCAUCUUUGUGUAUGCCUGUGACUUUUCACCCAGAGCCGUCGAGUUUGUGAAGCAAAACUCCCUUUACUCUCCAGAGAGAUGUCUGGCAUUCCAGUGUGAUUUGACCAAAGAUGACCUGAGAGAUAACAUCCCUGCGGAGAGCGUGGAUGUAGCUACUCUCAUAUUCGUGCUCUCUGCCAUCCAUCCAGACAAGAUGCUGCAAGCGCUCCAGAAUUUGCACGCGGUUCUGAAGCCAGGAGGGGUGGUGUUGUUCAGAGAUUACGGCCUGUAUGACCACGCCAUGCUCAGGUUUAAAACUGGCAACAAGCUUGGGGAGAACUUCUACGUGAGGCAAGAUGGCACACGCUCCUAUUUCUUCUCUAAAGAGAUGCUGGCCAGUCUUUUCCAAGACGCUGGAUUUGAGAGUGUGGUAAAUGAGUACGUUCUACGGGAAACGGUGAACAAAAAAGAGGGUCUUUGUGUACCACGUGUCUUUCUUCAGAGCAAAUUCAGAAGGCCACUAGUGCCAACUAGCCAAGAAUAGUUACCUACAACACCACAAGACUUUCAAUUUGUUCCCCUUGAGUUUUAGUGUUUGUCCAAUUUUAUAUACCCAAUUGUUUUUUGUUAUUGAAAUAAAAUUGUGUCUCUAAAUU
Molecule: messenger RNA, 1178 nt
Organism: Engraulis encrasicolus (European anchovy)
Lineage: Eukaryota; Metazoa; Chordata; Actinopteri; Clupeiformes; Engraulidae
Gene: mettl6
Product: methyltransferase 6, methylcytidine
Exons: 5
Coding region: 203-1066 (287 amino acids)
Source: RefSeq, a predicted model, not a curated record